GUAAAAUGGGUAAAGGCUUAUCAUUACUAGAAGCUAUCGAGCAAGUUUUAGCAAAUGCAAAGGAAAAACAACACGCCAGCCUUAGCAAAAAUUUAUAUCAUUUUAUUAAUAAAGAAAAGCAUGAAUUUAUGGCAGAAUAUAAUCCAGUUAGUUUUGAUUAUUCCUGCUUAGAUGCGAAACAAUAUGCUUUCAAG
This is a messenger RNA of Racocetra fulgida, 194 nucleotides long. Lineage: Eukaryota; Fungi; Glomeromycota; Glomeromycetes; Diversisporales; Gigasporaceae. The record is from the annotation of a GenBank genome assembly.